This is a messenger RNA of Cylicostephanus goldi, 570 nucleotides long. Lineage: Eukaryota; Metazoa; Nematoda; Chromadorea; Rhabditida; Strongylidae. The record is from the annotation of a GenBank genome assembly.
AUGCCACGCUGGAUACAGAUCGUAUUCGUAGAAACAUUGCCGAAGUACCUAGGAAUCAAAAAAGCUGAGGGAGAGGAAGUUAGCGAUCGCGGAAGUAUCGCAACGGACGUUGGUCAACUGGUGGACUCGCGUCGUCCUUCUCCCUACUUCCUGACUGUGCGAGGUAGCACGGACAUUGAAGAGAAGGAUAUCACCAGAGGGGAGCUGAAUAAAAUGAGAUUGUCGGAGUUGGCUCAUUUGCGCGGACUGCAUCCGGAUUUAAUCAGAAGAAUGGUCGACAACGUGUCAUUCAUUGCUAAUCACUUUCGGGCUAUGAAGAAGGAAGAUAAGAUAUCUUCCGAUUGGUCUUACGUAGCCAACGUCAUCGACAGGCUGGUUCUCAUAAUUUUUACGUUGGUCAAUCUAGCUGGAACCAUACUCAUUAUCCAGAACUCUCCCAUGUUGUUUGAUCACACGCAACCUAUGAAAAUUGGUGCUGCAACGAGGCCACUGUCCGGUGAUACUUUCGAAAGUGCAUUCGAUGCCAAUUUUACACAGGAGAGUUGGUGGAAGAACUCCGGAGGGCUUUGA